Messenger RNA from Doryrhamphus excisus (bluestripe pipefish), 2410 nucleotides. The record is from RefSeq and is a predicted model, not a curated record. Lineage: Eukaryota; Metazoa; Chordata; Actinopteri; Syngnathiformes; Syngnathidae.
ACAACACGCACCGGAAGUAGGAAGCCAAAUGCGGAAGCAUGCGAAGAGUGAGCCGGCGGUCCUGUGAGGAUGGCCCACUGCUGGAGGAACAGGAGACUGAGGGGCAACGGCAGCUGCACGGCCUCCUCCUGCAACAGCUCCACACUCAUGUCGACAUCGACAGAUGUGUGGCCAAGAAGCGAUGUUUCACCCCAGCGGCGCUUUAUCGGCCGUUCGGGCAGCAGGCCGCCGGUGUGAGGAGCCUCUCCCAAUUCCAGGCCCUGCAGGAUGGAGAGCAGGAGCUGGCCAGCUUGCGGGAGUUAGGUCUUACAGAAGCAGAGAUACAACUGUGGCAGAGCAGAGAUGAUCCAGACAUACCUGAGAAUUGUCACGGCGUGUAUGCUGCUCCCGGCAUCAAGCAAGAGCGUCUCCAAGUGAUCCGAGACAAGAUCGCAGUCAGAGAGGAAAUCCUGUCCCGCCCGCAACGCUUUGUCACCAGCCAGGCACUGUCACGGCGCGAGAUGGAGAUCGAACAGGCACUUUUCCAGGGAAACGAUCGCCGGGGUUUCCUCGCCGCACUUUACCACCAUGAUGAAAAUAAUCAAGAGGGUCAGCAGGGGGCGACAUCCUCAGAUCCAAUGGAGAAACUCUACAGAGAUCUCCUGACUAAGGAAGAACAGCAAGUGUCAGUAGAGGAGCCUCAAAUGUCACAUGAACCCACAUCUGUGCAGUCACAUGACCAAUCAGAGGGGCCUUCCCAAAAGGAGCUACGGGAGGAAAAGAGAAGCGUAUCAGAACAGUCAAAGUGUCAAGCAUCUACUUCGGUGGAGAUCAACAUAAGCCAGCCAAUAGGCAGUCUGUGUGGAGCGAUGACGGUGGGGUCAUGUGGCCCACUGACAGUCAAAGGGGAGGUUGCGACAAUGACAGAUGAAGAAAUUCUGGAGAACCGAGAAACUGAGGAGGGCAUCCGCAACAUCCCGAGGUUCAGGAACUACCAACCUGGAAAUCCCUCCAAAGUUUUAUGUGUGAAGAACCUGAGCGCACAGGCAUCAGUGGCUCAGCUGGUGGCACUGUUCUCCAGGUUCGAAUGGGCUAGUGGGCCCCCGGUGCUGUACCGACUUCUAACGGGACGGAUGAAGGGGCAGGCCUUCAUCUCACUGCCAGCACACUGUCCUCUGAAGGGAAAAAAAAAUCGUCAGGGAACCCAACCGGUCCUGGUGCCUUGUUAUUUGGCAUUUGCUGUAGAGCCUCAUAAAGAUCUGUUAGUGAAAUGGGUAAGUCCAGGGUUGUCACCUGAUCUUCUUCUAAUUUUGGUAAUUCUAUGGUGCUAAGAAAUGUUUCAAUGUCUGGAACAGAAGGCUUAAUCUGAGGUGUGUGUAGUUUUUUUAUAAAAGUCCCUAAAAACUGAAUUAAUUUCCUCCGGAAGGUGAGUGAUGUUACCUUCGGAGUUUCUAAUGGAGGAGAUAGAGCUUUUUUCUUUAUUAAGUUUUAGUUGGUUAGCUAAGUAUUUUCCAGAUUUAUUGGCAUGUUCAAACUUCUCCCAAACGUAGUCUUUGUAAUUGGAACUGAAUUUUCUUAUCAGUAAUUUCUUUUAAAUCUAAUUGCAAUUUUCUAAGGUUAUUAGAGUAUUCUCAUCUUGUGAAUCUGCAUAAGCGGUUUCAAGGAGUUUGAUUUUUUUUCUGUAAUUCCAAUAAUCUUUCUUUCUUUUUCUUAUAUGAUGAAUAGGAGAUCAUUUUUCCGCACAUUACUACUUUUGCUGUCUCCCAGAGAACACAAGCUGAGGUUUCCGGUUGGUCAUUAAAAUCUAAAAACGUUGUCCACUCUCUCUCAAAGUCCUUUAAAAAGUCUGGGUCUUUAAGCAAUGAUGUAUUAAAUCUCCAGCAUUUAGUAGGUGUACUUGUGGUUUGGUUAGUAAGAAAGAGAGAGACUGGUGCGUGAUCACUAAUAAUGAUAGGGUGUAUGUGAAUAUUUGAUAUGUCUGAUAAGAUUGAGCUACUUGUUAAGAAGUAGUCAAUAGGAGAGUAAGUGUGGUGCACUGGUGAGAAAUACGUACGUAUAUUCUCUGUGAGUAGGGUGAUAAGAGCGCCAAGCAUCAGAAAGACCAAAAUCAAUCAUAUAUUUCUUCAGUGUUGUUGUGAUUGAGACUCACGAUGUCCCCCAGCUGGGCUAGACCUAUCUAUAUCUGGAUUAAAUACCAAGUUGAAGUCCCCUCCCAAGAUCAAGCUUGAAUCCAGGUGUGCAGAGAGAGAAGAAAAAAAGCUGUGAAAGAAAGAGGGGUCAUCAACAUCCGGGCCAUAUAUGUUUUACAUUGUCAACAAAUGUGUGAAUUAUUAUAUAUCUACCUUCUAUGUCUGUAAUAUUGCUAUGCAGUGUAAAAUUGACCCUCCUGCUAAUUAAAAUGGCUACGCCCCUCUGUUUGGAGUUGUAAUUU